AUGGAGUCACGAUUCAAAUACAACCCGCUCAACGUUGAACGGCACGAGAUCCGCUUGCUGAAGCUUCUUUCUCCAGGGAGUGGCCCUUCCCUCGCGAAAUCGGCGCUGGUGAACUGCACGCUCGAGCAUGUCUCCCUAGACGAAAACCCAAAGUAUCAAGCGUUAUCGUACGUUUGGGGUAAUCCCGCCUUAACGACUCCGAUCUGCGUCGAUGGGAAAGUCUUCCAGGCAACGUUCAAUCUCGAGGCUGCGCUGCGGCAUCUUCGCAAGGAAGAUGCGUCAGUCACGUUAUGGGUAGACGCAGUGUGUAUUGAUCAGGGCAACAAUGUCGAGAAAAGUGACCAGGUGCAGCGCAUGGGCGACAUCUAUCGCAACGCGAGCGAAGUAGUCAUCUGGCUUGGCCAGACCAAGCAGGAACAUUCGAAACUCUGGGCCCAAUUGAAGGAGCUGUCCCAAUUAUCGGCCGGAGGCGGUGCCCUGGAACUCAACAUUGACGACCUAGUGGAUGUCGAUGAGAGGAAUACUCGUGCGCCUUGGCUACUUAGUCUAAAUCUCGAGUUGCAGAAGAUGUUCGAGACGAUUACGAUCGGAUACAGCAACGAAGAUACACUUCUCAUUGAGCCUCUCUUGAAACUACUCGGGCAGCCCUGGUGGUCACGGAUCUGGGUAGUGCAGGAGUCUAGCCUCCCAUUCCUGGCCCGGGUAGUCUGGGGUUCGAACGAGAUGUACUGGGUUGGGGCAUGGGAGCGAGUUCACCGUCGGAGUGAUGAUAAGAAGGUCAAACUGAUCGAUAUGCUUUUGCAGACUAGUGUCAGCUCGGCGUUGACGGCAACAGAUCCAAGGGAUCAUAUCUACGGCUUAUUUGGUAUUAUCGAAGACGCGGAUGAGCUUGGAAUCAAAGUAGACUAUUCGCUGAGCGUCGAGAGUGUCUAUGAAGGUGUGGCGCGGGCGUUACUACGGACUGAAGGUCUGAAAAUGCUCCAGUGCUGUCAGUACUCUGCUCGCCAUCGAUCAGGGACUUUACCUUCCUGGAUACCAGACUGGUCAUCUAGCCUCCGGCAGUUGCUGGAUGGUUUGAGGAUCCUUCUUCCGAGUGGUGUAUACAACGCUUCCGGGUUGAUGGACGCACGCGAAGCUCGACGGCUGGAAGAAUGGAGGCAACGCAUGGAGAAGCUGAAUUGCCAGGAUCCUUCUUUCUCCUUCCAAGCCUCUACUUCCUCUAACGACAGCGCAGCGACGGUGUUAGCAUCUGAGGAAUCGAAACCGGGCAUUCUCCGCAUUUUAGCAGCACCGGUAGACUCCAUCCUUGCCGUCGGGGGCGCUUGGGAAGAAGCAAAUGGCGCCUUAGACGGGCACUUCAGAGACAUGCUCUGGGUCGAGGAACUCGAGCGGUUGGCAGAGAAGAGUGAGGGAGUAUAUUCCGAAGCGGCCAAAAAGGAAGCACUGUGGCGGACCCCAAUCGCAGAUCGGGGCCUGCCACGAAUGACGUACAUCUGGUUUCCACGCGCGACCACAGAGGCAAUGGGUCACGAUGUGCUGAUGGGCAGAUUUCCCCUCGAUAAGAUUAAUGAACAGAGCCGGGGCUUUUAUUAUCAAAAGUCUAGGGCGUACCAAAAAAUCCUCAGGGCUUUUGGGAAAGACAGACGCUUCUUUAUCACGCAGACAGGUUUCUUAGGCCUCGGACCCGACCCUGCAGAGCCCGGCGAUGAAGUCUAUAUCAUCCAAGGGGCAUCGACACCAUUCGUUCUGCGACCCACAGAAGACAGCCGCUCCUACAAGAUCAUAGGCGAGGCUUACGUGCACGGAGUCAUGGACGGCGAAUUCAUGCAGAAGAGACCAGAGAUGACCACUAUUGAUCUAUGCUAA
Molecule: messenger RNA, 1866 nt
Organism: Didymosphaeria variabile
Lineage: Eukaryota; Fungi; Ascomycota; Dothideomycetes; Pleosporales; Didymosphaeriaceae
Exons: 2
Coding region: 1-1866 (621 amino acids)
Source: RefSeq, a predicted model, not a curated record